AGAAGAACAUGUUUCAUUGUCAUAUGACCAUACAUGCUCCUAGCCACAUCAAAAGGUCUAAAAUUUAUCAUCCACUACACCCCAUCUCAGCUCUAAAUCAGUGUCAAGUAUGGUAGUUUCUUCGUGCUCUUUGAGCUGGAUUUCACCCUGUUUGUCUCAUAAGCUAAACUUGCCACAUUCAAAUUAUUUGCCUCGCAAUACUGCAACUUCAUCUUCCAACACUGUCUUUUGUGCAUUGGAGACAACCCCAAUUGGAGAAAGCCAUUGUCAGAGAAGACCGUUAUUGUUGGGUAUUGGAGCAUUAACUGCAAAUUUACAACCAACAAAGCUGCUCUUUGCUCAAGUUCCAGACAGAUACCGAGCUUUUGUAGACUAUGAAGAUGGGUAUUCUUAUGUAUAUCCCAUUGAUUGGAAGGAAUUUGAUUUCAGGGCUCAUGAUUCUGCAUUCAAAGACAGAUAUCUACAAUUACAGAAUGUAAGGGUGAGAUUUAUACCAACCGAGAAGCAAGACAUCCGAGAUUUGGGUCCAAUGGAAGAGGUUAUAUACUUUUUGGUGAAACAUAGAUACGCUGCACCAAACCAAAGACCAACAAUAUAUGACAUGCAGGAGCGAACUAUAGAUGAUAAGCAUUACUAUACAUUUGAAUAUGUACUUACAUCACCAAAUUACUCUAGUGCCUCCUUUGCAACAAUUGCUAUAGGAAAUGGAAGAUACUACACUUUAAUUGUGGGAGCCAAUGAAAGGCGAUGGAAAAGGGUACGAAAUCAGCUUAAAGUGGUAGCAGACUCCUUUAGGCUUCUUGAUAUCUGAAAUUUCACAGGACAGUUUAAGAGUAUGCUUGUGUUUGUGUGUGUGAGAUAGCGUCAAUAAAAUAGAUAUAUGUUUGCAUGAUUGCGUGUAUAUGAGAUAUCAUCAAUUAAAUGAUAAAUGUUUAGAGUGAAUAGUC
Molecule: messenger RNA, 947 nt
Organism: Cajanus cajan (pigeon pea)
Lineage: Eukaryota; Viridiplantae; Streptophyta; Magnoliopsida; Fabales; Fabaceae
Product: photosynthetic NDH subunit of lumenal location 1, chloroplastic
Biological process (GO): photosynthesis
Cellular component (GO): photosystem II oxygen evolving complex; photosystem II; extrinsic component of membrane
Molecular function (GO): calcium ion binding
Source: RefSeq, a predicted model, not a curated record